AAAAUCAGGAACCUCCAGCGAAUACGCACACACUUACCCACACACCCCAAAAAUAAAGAAGUAACAAACAGAAACUCUGUCCCUUUUCUACGGCCACUGCCAGGGUAGGUUGCCCUCUGCAGUGUAUCUCUGGCUGGCUUCUUUUUUGGGCCUUUGGAUACCUUUGAGGCCCCCCGCGUGAUAAGGUGCGUGAGUUAGAUCACUGGUUUCAUUUGGUAAGAGGAAAUUUAGCAGAGUUGAGCAAUGGUACGGGGACAGUUUUGAAAGCCCUUGAGAAAGCAUCAGAGUUGCAGAUCGAGUGUCAGGCGGCGAGGAACCCAUGCUGCAUCCGUACAGAAUGGAGGGGUACAUCAUCCCACCCAAAGAAGAGAGUAGAGAGAGAGUAACCUGGACUGGCUGGAUGUCACAGACACCGUCUGUACAAAAAGAUUACUGGGCAGUUUUAACCAAAGAUCAGCAAACAGAGGAAAUGUUUGAAUCAGAGAUGUAUCGACCACCAAUGGAGUAUCAGUAUAUCAUUGACGACAGUCAGAAUGAUCACACUUGGGAUUAUAAUACACAUCAUGUCCAUCCGGUGGAUUUCGAGAACCUGCCAGAGAGCCACUUCACAGAGCUACAGAGCGUACAGCCACUACAUGCAACGAAUGUGCAUCGCUUCCCAGAAGAGUCCGGCCAUUUUAUCGACCCAAGCCUGACCGGGCAUCACCUCACUCUGCCACCUCCACAGAUGACAUAUUUGCCGCGGCCAUCUGUGUGUUACCCUCACAGCGUACAGCCGUCUCCUCUUCAGCGCAGCUCGGAUGACGAUGACCCCGGCAGUCGCAGUCCUCCACUGGAGGUGUCUGAUGAGGAGUGUAUGAGAGACCACAUUACAUCAACAACAGGAGGAGAGCAUGGUAACAAGAAGAAAAUCCGCUUGUAUCAGUUCCUGCUGGACCUUCUGCGAAAUGGUGACAUGAAGGACAGCAUCUGGUGGGUUGACCGAGAAAAAGGAACAUUCCAGUUCUCUUCCAAGCACAAAGAGGCUUUAGCACACCGCUGGGGCGUACAGAAGGGAAACCGCAAGAAGAUGACCUACCAGAAGAUGGCAAGGGCGCUGAGAAACUAUGGCAAGACGGGAGAAGUCAGGAAGAUCAAGAAAAAACUCACCUACCAGUUCAGUGGAGAGGUACUUGGGAAGAGCCACACAGAAAGGAAGCUUUACAUGUAAAAAGACUUGGAGAAAACAAGAAGGAACCUUUUUCCUCUAUGAAAACAGCAAAUUAUAAAAUGGACCAGAACUCAGACCAGACCCUAUGGUUUGAAACGCCACAAUUUAAUUUUGCAUUCCUUUUUUAUUAUUCACCUUUGCAUUAAUGAAGAAGACUUUAAGUCCUUAAUAUUUCAGUAGCUUUUGUGACACAGGACUGUACGUCUGUAUAGUGUAUAUAUAUGGAAAGGACAUGUUUAAAGAGCAAAUAAAUUGACCAAAAGUGGGUAGAUUUUAAAAAUUAGACAAAAAACUAUUCUUGAGUUAAAGACAGUUGCAAACUUCACCACCACGCAUGACGGAAAAAAAAAUCACAAAAAUACAAAAAGCAGAAGUGAAAACCAAUGACACAGGCUCACACAGCACGGAAAACUCUGUCACGUCUGGGUAAAACACACACACACACACACACACACACACACACACACACAGACCGAUUCUAUGCUCAUGUUUGUACUGUCUUUCUCUCAUUACAUUUCAUCUGAAGAAAAAGAAACAUCUUUAUAGAACCAAGACGAAUAAACAUUAAUUGUUAAUAGAAAAAGUGAGCAGUGUGUUUGCUGUAAACCAUUUGUUUAAAAGGCCAUAUCAUGCUUCAGGGUAAUUUCUCAGCAGUGUAAUGACUCAUUGCAACUGUUUAAAUAUAACCUUAAAAAUACGAAUCAGAGCCUAAGAACUGGGGGAAAAUCUGAGUGAACACAGAACAGGCCAAAAAUGCUUAAAAUUACUUUUUACGAGGACCGACAAAGCAAUGCUAAGAACAUGCUGAUAGAUCUAUGGCCAGGUGGAGUGAUCAUUAAUUAUCCAUUUAAUACAAAAUUCUUAAUGACUUUGAUUAAAUUCAAUACAAAGCUGGCAGACUAGAAUUUUUAACAGUAUUCUCACUAAACACAAGAAAUUUCAAGCAACAAACCUUCAUCAAACAUCCUUUAGGAUCAACAGUUUUGUUACUUAAAACGAUUUCACGUUUUUACAUUAAAAAUGUUUAAUUCCAUGUACAAUAUAUUUUUUUGGUUGUGGAUUUCUACAUUUGGUUAAGGUAUUUAAAAUUUUAAGGGGAGACACUGCAGGCAAAAACGCUGUUUUUUUCAUGCACCUGUCAAGUUUGAGAUUUUAGCCUUUUUGGUUUGUCAGUGUCGUACUACUCAUUUCAGUGUUUUUUUCAGACUAGCGGAGAGAAAACAUCCAAAAUACACUGUUAAGUGUUUCUUUUAUAGCACUUCUAUCUAUUUGUCAAUAGAUUUCAAUUACAAUCCAUAUUUUUUAAAGCCUGUUUUCUAAAAUUAGCUUUUUCUCCUACAUUGAGCCAUAAAUCUCCACUUGAGUAGCACUUACACACCAAACUUUAUAUUUAUAUUCCUGUCUAUAUCCUAAAGGUUUUUACAGAGGGAUUUGUUGAUAUAUAAUUUGCCUGAUUUUAUACAACAUUUUAUUCCACCCACCCAAAAAAAAAAAAAAAAAAAAAUUAAAAAUAUAUUGUU
Messenger RNA from Labeo rohita (rohu), 2730 nucleotides. It is a transcript of the gene spi1b, whose product is annotated as Spi-1 proto-oncogene b. NCBI's taxonomy places the organism in Eukaryota, Metazoa, Chordata, Actinopteri, Cypriniformes, Cyprinidae. Gene Ontology annotation, cellular component: nucleus. Gene Ontology annotation, molecular function: sequence-specific DNA binding; DNA-binding transcription factor activity, RNA polymerase II-specific. Gene Ontology annotation, biological process: regulation of transcription by RNA polymerase II; cell differentiation. The record is from RefSeq and is a predicted model, not a curated record. The coding region runs from base 320 to 1210 and encodes 296 amino acids. The transcript is spliced from 6 exons.